Molecule: messenger RNA, 978 nt
Organism: Angiostrongylus costaricensis
Lineage: Eukaryota; Metazoa; Nematoda; Chromadorea; Rhabditida; Metastrongylidae
Source: the annotation of a GenBank genome assembly
AUGUCGUUAAAAAGAUUUAUUGAUGUGACAACAGUUUCUCAGUUGCUGAAGAAGAACAUUAUCAACAAGGAAGGUGUUCGACUCUUGGAUUGUUCCUAUUGUGUCGGUCAGAAGCCCGAUUGGAAGGACUUUAAGAAGCAUCUCUAUGGAAAAUUCGAGAAGAUCCUUGCUCUUCCAAGUUUGUCCAAGGAAUUGUAUCUGUCCGGUCACAUUCCUGAAGCAGUGCAUAUAACAUUGGAUGCAGCUGUGUAUCCAUCGAAAUAUGAACGUUUCGCUCUCUAUCCUCCCGAACUUUUCGAGAAAUAUAUUCAGAUGGUUGGGAUCAACAGUGGAGAGCAUAUCAUCUUAUAUUCCCGUGGUUCCAUUGGAGGAAUGAUGUACAGCUCUAAGUUCGCUUGGCUGUUUAAGUCGUAUGGUCAUGGGAAGUUGUCAGUUGUUGACGGUGGAUUUGAUCAAUGGAAAAAAAGUGGCUUUGAAGUUAGCAAAGCGGAUGUUCAACUGCCCCAUGGAAAUUGGAAAGCUAAAGACGAUAUAUCCUUGAAUAACAUCAAAUUUGAAGAGAUGGAGGCGAAAGAGGGAGGAAAACAGUACAUGGACCAAACGGACAAGAUUAACUUCAUCGAUUCACGAAUUCGUGGCCAGUUUAAUGGUACGGAAGAUACGGGUUUAGAUCCCUAUCGUGUGGCUGGUAGCAACAUUCCUGGUUUUAAAAAUAUUCCAGCUGCCGAACUUAUUGACGAGAAGGGAGUUAUGAAAAAUCCCGAAGAGAUUCGUCAGUGGCUUUACGCUAACGGAUAUCGGCAGGAUCAACCGGUUGUGACCAUGUGUAAUACGGGGAUGCAAGCAGCUAUGCUAGCUUAUGCAGUUGACACAGUCCUCCCUGGAGUGUCUCCACGAGUCUAUAAUGGUUCAAUGAAAGAGAUGGAAAUACGGGAUCCCAAGAAAAUCUCUGGUGGAAAGAAACAUCUAUCGCACUGA